Messenger RNA from Serendipita indica DSM 11827, 6279 nucleotides. The record is from the annotation of a GenBank genome assembly. Lineage: Eukaryota; Fungi; Basidiomycota; Agaricomycetes; Sebacinales; Serendipitaceae.
AUGGAUUUUGAGGCAGACACUGAUACCGCGCAGCAAACACUAUCACCAGCAACUCUAAAUCAUCAGCAAGACAUCGCAAACGACACCAGUCUACUUAGAACGAGCGCCAGAGUCCGAGCGGCUCGGGAACGGCAAGAGCAGCAGCGCCAGCAAGAAGCUACAGAAUCUACUUCUACGAGCACUAGAUCUCUCAAGGGGAAAGCAAAGGCUCCAGCGCCCCAAACCCGCAGACCGAGACGUUCAAACGCACCCUUGACAAUCACCGAGCCCUUGCAAGAUCGCAAAGGAAAGAAACGCGCAGCACCCUCCUCUGACGACGACUCAUCCGACCAAGACGAGGAGACCCGCCCGCCACCCCGAAAGCGUCCCAGAACCUCAAAUCCUCGUUAUUCAUUCAGAGCUCUUGACAUCAAGAAGAACAAUCCGCCAGCGACCAUGCCAAAGAAAACUCGCAAGAACCCAAGGGCUUCCACCUCGAAUGCAGCCGGUCCCUCACGCGACUUUGUAGAGGACGAUAUCGAUAUGGAAAGCCUCAGUGACUCUCAGGGUGAUCCUGUCAAGGAGAUGGAAGAUCAGACUUUAUCAUCAGAGCUAGCAAUCGAAAGUCCCGAACAGAGCACAAGUAAAGACGCUCAAGUCGCAGACCCCGAUGAUCCUCGCCCAUCAACUUCGAAUGAAAAUGAUAAUCCAGCACCUUCGGGAGAGCCAGCGAGCGAGCCAGUACCCUCCGAGGAGCAGCCACCCGCGCCUGAGCCCCCAUUUACCUCUAUCAUGGGUGGAGAUUUCCAAUUCGGCGCUUACAUGGCGUCACUUGGAACCCGACUCAAAGGCCUCUUGAACAAUUUGAAGCCAUCUGCGGACCCGACUUCUCGUCUCCUGGCACUUCAGGACUUGAGCGAGAUCUUGAGUAUGAGUACCGAAGACAAUCUGAACGGGUACUUUUCUCAGGACAGCUUUGUCAAGGAGCUCGUUCACAUCAUGGGUGGUCCACGAAAAAGCGGUGAUCAGGACGAGGAAAACGACGAAGAGGGCUCUCCUAAUCCAGACGACGAGGAUGCGGCGCUGGCGGCAGCCCUUGCUCUGAGUGGGGGCGGCUUACUACCCGAGGAGAAUUUGGAGGAGCAGCUAUUGGCUUGCAGGUGUUUGGCCAAUUUAAUGGAGGCUAUGCCAGGCUCCGCGCAUACAUUGGUGUACCAUGGAGCAGUUCCGGUCCUUUGCAGCAAGUUGCUACAAAUUACAUUCAUAGACCUGGCAGAGCAGACCAUCAGCACGCUAGAGAAACUUUCUGAAGAAUACCCAAGUGCGAUCGUUCGCGAAGGUGGUUUGGCAGCCCUCCUCAAUUAUCUCGACUUUUUCUCCACCCAUGUCCAACGCACCGCCUUACAAGCCGCCGCCAACUGUUGUCGAAACAUGUCCUCGGAUAGCUUCAACAUGGUCCGCGACGUCUUUCCGACAAUCAAGAAUGUACUUACCUAUAGCGACGCGAGACUUGUCGAGUACGCGGCCAUGUGCGUAAUCCGAACUAUUGAAUCUUUUUGCCGAAACCAAACGGAGAAUUUGGAGACGCUGAUCACAGAUGACUUGGUGGUUUCCAUCAACGCGCUCCUCCUUCCGCAAUCAACCGGUGCCACGCCCAUGAUUUCGGCCACGACGUCAACACAGUUCCUGCGCGCACUGAGUGGUGCAGCCAAAUGUUCUCCGGCCAUCUCUAUGACGCUUCUUAGAGGUGGAAUCGGCAGCACCGUAUACGCGUUCUUGACCGGGGUACUGCCUCCAAAUCACCCAGAAGCUACUAGCGACGAAUAUGGCGGAGGAGAAUCUGGCCAGGGCGUUGGAAGUGGCGUCGUGGACAUGGCAGUAAUGCAGAAUCUGGCUCAUCGUCCGAAGGACCAGGUCGAAGAGGCCCUCAGCCUGAUCAGCGAACUGAUGCCGCCGCUUCCAAAAGAUGGUGUUUUCGAUCCUCGAGGCUAUACGGAGAAGGCGAUCAGUCGCGCGCUCAAGGCCAAAACCAAAGACUCCAAGGCGCGAACCCAAGCGAAACAGCCAACUCCUGCAGCUGUGCCUGUCGUAAAGAUAGAAGAAACGGUGCAGGACAUUGGCGUUGCGGACCUACCGUUUCUCGAGGGAGAGUUACCUACACCAGCGACGGAUAGAAGUGGUGAACAAGAUGAAAGUGCGACGGACAAAGGCACCGCUCCUAGUGUGACCGAAGGUGGAGAGAAGAAGCCAGAUGUCAGUCUCGGAGAACCCAGUGUCCUCCAGGAAGAGCCGACGACUCAAGCUAGCACGAGUCAAGAACCAGCAGAGGGCCGCUUGGAGGAAAGCCAAACCAACGGGGGAAACGAAGAAUUGUCAGCAGCUUUCACCAACGAGGCAGGCGAGCCAUUGAUGGCGAUGAUCCUGGACGAUGCGGGCAUUCCAACUAUAAUUGGCGAAAUCGUGCAAGACGCUACUUCAUCCAGCCAGGCGCCAGUCGAGACGCCUCCUGUUCCUGUACCCAGCUCUUCGAAUCGACAUCGACAUGGUGAGGGGAGUCAAAGUCAAGCAAGGCUGCAGCUCUUGCGAGCCAAUCCAGAGGUCAUUUCGCGAUUCCUGCGGCUCAUUGUUCCCGUACUCUUCGACGUCUACUCUGCGAGUGUGACGCUUCCGGUGAGGAUGAGGUGCUUUACUGGGAUUUUGAAGGCAACAAGCUUUGUAGAAGGAGAUGCGAUGGAGGCGUUUUAUAGGAAUGUACCAGUGGCGAGCUUCAUUGGCUCCAUAUUGACGUCGCGGGACAACCCUCUCAUCGUGACAAACUCUUUGCAGCUCAUCGAGCUGCUCCUCAUCAAGUCUCCCUCCGUGUUCCGGAGCUCGCUGCGCAAAGAAGGCGUUUUGCACGAAGUCUCCACUAUUUCAAAGAUUGACCUCAAGAUAAAGGCCAAGCCUCCUCCGCCUCCACCCGUCGAAGGAGGUGAAGACAACGACACACUUGCGGUUCCACCACCAAUACCCAAGAAGUCUAGCUCUGUUCCUCUAGAUCCUCAGGAUGCCUACGUCCUCCGAAGUCGUCUCAUCAAGAUCAAGUAUCUGUCUGGGGGGUCUGACGCCGGAGGGGACGCCGUCUUUGAGUCGCUUCGAGCGAUGAUCAAGCAGCUCUCGGAUUCAAAUGCCACCGAGGAGCAGAUCUCGGCGAAUUUGAAAGAGGUGGCCAAGUUGUUUGGGGUAUCUGGUCCGACCAUCUCGAGCUUUGAGUUGAUGAAGAGCGGACUCGUUGAUGGCCUGCUCGAGUUUGCCACCUCUUCGAAUAGAACCGGCAAGUUGCCAUCUUCUGAACCUGCUUGUCCUGACGUAUUUGUAGUCGAUAUUGAGAGGAGGAAAGAAUUGUUCUUGGAUGCGUUUUCGGCUCGCUCCGGCUACGCUACGCCGUCUUCGCAGACACCCCUAGCGGUUCUUGUCAAGCGACUACAAGAGAGUCUGACACGAAUGGAGUCAUUCGAAGUUGCGACUACGUCACCGGGUUCUAUGGAAGAUGCCAGGCGUUCUUCCAUGUCCCUGAUUAGUCGGACGUUGAGGCUCAAGCUUGUAGCAGAAACUCCGUCAGAAGUUCCCAAGUCUUGUCAAAGUCUGAUGGUCUCUAUUCAUGCCAUCGCUCCAUUCUCGGCACUUGAGGACUAUCUCAAGCCACGCAUCGCUGGGAUUCUGUCCUUCCGACCAGAGCUCACCUCCGGACUCCUUCAGGCGCUUACAAGCUCCGGUCUCCCAUCAUCUACAAUGGCUCAAUCGGUAUUGGGGCGGCUCCUUAGUCGCUCUGGUAGUGGUACUAGUGGAUCACUUAGCACAGGUCCCACUGCAGCUAUCAACUCUCUGAAUAAUCUGCUCAAUGCGCUCUCUGGAGCGACAUCCUCCAGUGGUCCAUUGUCGGCUCCAGUCAUAGGUGGUGGAAGCUCUGCGGCAACGUCUCAACCAAUCUCGAUACCAGGUCGAAAUGCGACGACUGCAGCUUCGGCCCCUACAACACCAACGACCACAGAAACCGCCGGGGAUCGAACAGAAUCGCGUAGGCGCAGUCUUCGACUCAGAGGGCAGCCACCUGCACCUUCAGACGACCAGGGAUCAGCGGAAGGGACCACGCAGGAGCCCACCGUCGCAUCCUCCGCUCCUAGCUCAAGCUCAAGCGCAGACCCUGGUGCCCGGGCUUUGGCGUCUUCUCUUCUCCAUCAACUUCUCGUGGACGAUGGUGAUAUGGAUGACAUGGACGACGACGAGGUGGGUGAUGAUGGUGAGGACAUUAUCACCGAAAGAGCCUUCAAUCUUGCAUUCGAUGGUGCCGAUAACUUGACGGCCUCUACACCCCAUGGAACUCGUAUCGCUACCCCUCUUGCAGGAACGACACCCAGCGUCGAAUCUCCGUUGGCAAUGAUGGCUGCUAAUAAUUCUCUGAGAGCUGCUGCAGGAACCCCUUCAAAAAUGUCAUACGCUGGCGCCGCCGCAGCUGCAGCCGACAAGGCUACUGACUUUUACCUUGAAUUCCGCUUGAACGAUGAAGUGGUGCCAACAGAUAUGACUGUGUACGGAGCAUGCCACCACUACGAGACUCAGAGGUCCAGUGACGGCCAGCCGAAUCCUCAUGCAGUGUGGAACGGCAAUUAUACGAUCACGUUCCGCAAGGUUCCAGGCAAACGCCCUGUCCCAGACCCCAACUCCCCUAACGAGAACAUGGAGACGGACCAAGUGGCGGGUCUUCCAGCUGACAGCCCUCCGUCCAAGAUUCUUCGGCUUCUCCGUGUACUUCAUCGCCUCAACUCCGAGGGAGUAGAACAUGUGGAUGCACACGUCAAGAUUAUCACAAUUCCUGACUCUGCAUUUAUCAAUAACAAACUCACUGCCAAACUUGCUCGUCAACUGGAAGAGAUUAUGAUCCUUGCGAGCAAUUGCCUACCUGACUGGGCACUCGAUUUGCCGCAGCAAUUUGGCUUCCUCUUCCCAUUCUCGACACGUUAUCUCUUUCUUCAAAGCACUUCUUUCGGUUAUGCGCGUCUUCUCAAUCGCGUCAUCUCUCAGUAUCCUCGAGAAGUUGCCAACAACAGCCGUCGAGAUGGCCUCGAACAGUAUGGGCGCCUACAACGUCGCAAAGUCGAAGUCCCACGCGAUUCACCGAUGCAAGUCGCGCUCAAGGUUUUCGACCUAUUCGGCGCCUCGUCGUCGAUUCUCGACGUUCACUUCCAAGGCGAAGUAGGCACGGGUCUUGGUCCGACUCUCGAGUUCUUUGCGUCUGUUUGCAGAGAGUUUGCGUGGCGUGAUCUCAAGCUUUGGCGAGAUGCUGACAGCACCUUGCCUGGCAAGUAUGUCCAUCACCCAUUCGGCCUCUUCCCUGCGCCCAUGCUCAACUCGGUGGUCGAGGGCCCGACUGCCACUGAGCGAGACAGGAGGAAAAUUCGUCUCUACCGGCUGUUGGGACAAUUUGUUGCACGUGCCUUGUUGGAUUCUCGCAUCAUCGACAUUUCCUUCAACAAGGUCUUCUUGAAGAUGAUACUUGGAGAGAGCGUCCCACUCUCGGUAUCAACCAUCAAGGUCGUCGAUCCAUCUUUGGGCCAGUCGCUUGCCACUCUACAGCAGUUUGUCCAAAGGAAGAAGGAGAUUCAAGCAGACGCCAAGAUGAACGCAAAGGCCAAGAAGGAAGCCAUCACCAAAGUUGACGUCAAGGGCGUUACGCUAGAGGACAUGUGCCUUGACUUUACGGCUGGGGGGAAAGACAUUUCCGUCACGAUGGAGAAUGUGGACGAGUAUAUUGAGCUCGUUAUUGAUGCUAUUAUUGGUCGUGGCGCACGUCCUGCUGUCGACGCAUUCAAAGCAGGCUUUUCGACCGUGUUUCCCGUGCACGACCUUUGCGCAUUUUCGGCAGAUGAGCUGGUCAUGAUGUUUGGCAAUGCUGAUGAAGAUUGGAGCACAGAAACGUUGCACGAGGCCAUCAAGGCCGACCAUGGCUUCAACGUAGAGAGCGCAGCAAUCCGAGACUUGAUUGAGAUUAUGGCGGCAUAUGAUAAGAGUGGACGAAGAGACUUUUUGCAGUUUAUUACUGGUAGCCCAAAACUACCCAUCGGAGGCUUCAAGGCACUCAAUCCUCAGCUGACUGUCGUUCGAAAGCCUCACGAAGCACCACUAACACCGGACGACUACCUGCCGAGUGUGAUGACGUGCGCGCACUACCUCAAGCUGCCUUCGUACAGCUCGCGAGCAAUCAUGGAGAAGAAGUUGAUGAUUGCGAUGCGCGAAGGCACUGGCAGUUUCCACCUUUCAUAA